AUCAUCUCGUAUUCCAUAUCUAUCGAUCAGCGGAAAUAACUCCGAGUAAUUGAUCUUACAAGAAAAACGAUAUAUUUGCGAUCAUUCCCAAAAACUAGUCAUUGAACAUCAAAAUGGUAGGAGGAUUAGAUGAUUCGGAUCAAAAGGUGGAGAGAGCAGAGGUGGAGCAAUAUGAGACAAGUCCACCAGCAAAGAGAUCACUUGGUGGAAAAGUAAAAAGACAUUGUGCUCGAUUUUGGUGGAUUCAUCUUAUAAUUUUCUGUGUAACAUUUCUCAUUAUUGCAUUAUGUCUUGUUUAUGUCGCUAUGCCUAAGAUUGCUCAAGAUGGUGUUAAUGAUUCUUCUCUCGAAAUCACUCAACUCAAAUUCACAGAUCCAACUCCAGAUACCAUUGUUCUCAGUCAAGUAGGAAUUCUUCACAGUCCUUCAAUGUACACACCUACUCUUGAUCCAUUCAACGCCUCCUCAUACCUAGUCACAAAUGGCCAAUAUGCUUCAUCCCCAAUGGUCAUCAUUCCUCUACCCAAAAUCCACGCUCUCCACCCUAAAUCUACCAUCUCCGUUGAAAACCAAGAAGUAUCCAUCGUCAGCAUCGACGCUCUCUCCGACUACACCACCGCCGUCCUCUCCAACGAAUACGUCACCACCGCUCUCGUGGGGAAAACCAAACUCCACGAAGGCGCCCUCCCCGUCAUCACAGUAAACUACAACCAAACAUCCACAUACAAAGGUCUCAACGGUCUCAAAGGUUUCAACGUCACCAACGUCCGCGUUAACCUGACUGCGCUCUCCGGCCCAAAUCUUUCAGGCUACGCAUACAUUCCCAAUCCGUCUGAUAUGACCAUCGUCAUGGGCGACGUCACUUUGGAACUUUCCACCGCCGCGGGAGUCGUAGGUAAUUCCACCAUAGCAAAUAUGACACUCGUACCGGGAAAUAAUACGCUCCCGAUGACGGGAACGAUGGAUCAAACAAAGGUUCUCGGAAGCGCGGAUCUGACGACGGGAAUCGUGCAGUUGAGUAUUGUGGGCAAAAGUGCGAUUUACAAUGGGGAACAUUUGGUCUAUUAUGAGAGGGCGCUUGCGAGUAAUAAUUUGAGCUUGGCGUUGAAUGUGGCGCAGGUUGUGAAGGAUAGUGCUGGGGGGUUGAUUUGA
Botrytis fragariae is the source of this 1151-nucleotide messenger RNA. RefSeq lists its product as uncharacterized. The transcript has 2 exons. Lineage: Eukaryota; Fungi; Ascomycota; Leotiomycetes; Helotiales; Sclerotiniaceae. The record is from RefSeq and is a predicted model, not a curated record. The coding region runs from base 114 to 1151 and encodes 345 amino acids. Gene Ontology annotation, cellular component: fungal-type vacuole membrane.